AUGGCUUCAGCUGGUGGUAUUGCCGCUUCAAAGGCGGUUGUCGUCGUCGCAGCCGUCCUGUGCGUCCUUCGCCCGGCCGUGGCGGCGACGGAGGAAGACUGCAAUGGUAUCUGCAAAGCCAACCAAUCAAUUUAUGAGGAAUGCGCCGACGUGUGCAACCUGCCGCCGCCGCCGCCGCCGCCGCCUUUGGAUUCUCUAUUAUCUGCCGCACUCGCAGGUUUCGUAGAGAGAAGAAAGCAGGCAUGUGCAGAAUGCAAAUCCGCCGCCUUGGUUGGGUGCAUCAAGGACUGCGAUCCAAGUGAUGCGGUGCAUCGUCAAGGACACACCUACAGUCUCAGCGCUGUGUUUUCUUUCUUUCUUUCUUUACCUGUCAGGUGCGUUAUGCAGGCACCUGCUGCUGAGCGUCAGGUUACUGUUGAAGAACUGGCAAGAGAAGCUGGCGCCAAGACAUUGAGUGGCUGA
This is a messenger RNA of Miscanthus lutarioriparius, 462 nucleotides long. The record is from the annotation of a GenBank genome assembly. Lineage: Eukaryota; Viridiplantae; Streptophyta; Magnoliopsida; Poales; Poaceae.